Paramecium sonneborni is the source of this 1254-nucleotide messenger RNA. NCBI's taxonomy places the organism in Eukaryota, Ciliophora, Oligohymenophorea, Peniculida, Parameciidae. The record is from the annotation of a GenBank genome assembly.
AAUGGGUAACGAAUAAAUCAAACCAAGUAUUGCUCAUUCAUCUGAGUGGAUUUUUAUAAGAGAAAUCAAAUAACAUCCUUUAUUUGGUCAUAUCAAAAUAUACAAAGGCCCAUAAGAUUAACUCUAAUGUUUAAAAACUGUCAUUGUAGAAGAGUCUUAAUAUAAGGAUCAAAUGGAAUCACUUAAAAAAAUGAUUGUUAAAGAAGUUUUAUCAUAGAACUAACCUAAUUGUUCAUCAUUACUUUGUAUAAAUCGUUUAGAGACAUAAAAACAAGAAGAGUUCUGCUCAAAUUAUGUUAAAAUAUAUUUAACAGCCGAUUAUUCAGAUUAAUCAAUUAAAUAAAUUAAAGAUCUAAAAUUAUUUAUGUUAGAUGUAAUUUAAGCACUCUAAAUUAUGGAUUAAAUGGGUGUUAAUAAUUGUUAAUUUUGUCCUACAAAAAUUUUAUCGUUUGGAGAUAGAAUCAAAGUUGUUAAUACAUAAUUAUUUACAGAAAUUUCAGAUUUUGAAUAACUUUACUUAAAUGAAGUUACUAAAGAAGAUUGGAUGAUUGCACCAGAAGUAAUGCAUUCUUUAAAAGUUAAUUGUUCUCCAUCAUUUAAUAGUGAAUUAGCUGUUAUUUUUAAUUUUGGAAUCAUGAUGAUAAAUUUAUUAACUGGAGUGCAUCCUAAAGAUGCAUAAAUCUAUAAUUAUAAAAAUUUAACACUCAAAGAUAACUUAUAAUCCUAUGUUAAUACUCUUGAUUAAAUACAAAUACCAAGUAUUGAUAUUAUUCUAUUUUAGGUCAUAUUAAAUAAUUAAUAUAAGAUUGCGUAAAUGUUAAAGCCCCUCUUAGACCAACUUUUAAAUUAAUUAUUAAUUCAUUACGAUAAGUUGAAAUCCCUUUUUAAGUUUCAUAACUUAAAAGUGAAGAACUUUCGUAGUAAAAUAAUUAAAUUUUCACUCCUUGUUAUGAAGAUGUUAAAAAAGUUUUAAGUGAAUCUCAUGUCAAUAAGAAUCUUAAUUUUCACAAUGAAUCUCCAAAUAAAGUUGAUAAAUAGUAAUUUAUGACAGAUACCUAAUAAUCAGCAUAAUUUAGAAAAUCUAAACAAAUUUAUAAUUUAGAAAACACUAAUAAUCCUAGAUCCUCUAUUUAAUAAAAGUAAUAAACCUAACAAGUCAGUGCUUAAAUAAAAACACAAGGAAAAGUACAAAAAGUUAAAAGUCCAAGCAAAAAGCCAAAACCAAUUAGGGCUAAUGCUAAUCAUCAAAAAUGA